Funneliformis caledonium is the source of this 1167-nucleotide messenger RNA. The record is from the annotation of a GenBank genome assembly. NCBI's taxonomy places the organism in Eukaryota, Fungi, Glomeromycota, Glomeromycetes, Glomerales, Glomeraceae.
UCGCAUUAUUUCGUAACAUGGCGCGUCGGGUUAUACAUAGGAUUGUCAAUACCAUUAAUGAUUCGCGCGGUCGAUUUAGCAUUUAGCAAUAGAGUAUCACUUGAUCUAUUUGAGCAUGUAAUACAGUCAGAGAUGCUACACUUAUAUGCCGCAUGUAUUAUACCUAUAUUAUUCUUGUUAUUAUUUGGUAUAAAUAUGUAUAUCUGGUCAAGCUUCGGAAUAAAUUAUAAAUUUAUUUUUGAUUUCAAUCCAAGAAAAAAUUUGGAUUUUAAACAAUUUCUUGAGUUACGAGUCAUUGGAAGUGGAUUUUAUCACGUUGAAUUCAGAGAUUUCUUUAUCGCUGAUAUAUUAAAUAGUUUAACUUAUACGGCAACACUUUUAUUCUGCACACUUGGAGAUUGUCACGAAAAUUGGACAUGCAUUGUACCAUUAUUAUCAAGUUUACCGGCGUGGUGGAGAUUUGUUCAAUGCUGGAAGCGUUAUUUUGACACUUUGCAUAAAUUUCCACAUUUAGCUAACGCAGGAAAAUAUUUUUUAUCAAUGGCAACAAUAUGGAUAUUUUACUUAGAUAUUUCCACAUCACUUUCGAUAGGAAGUCAAAUAAUUUCUUCAACAUAUUCACUUAUAUGGGACCUAUUAAUGGAUUGGUCUUUAUUACAAUUAGAUAGUAAAAAUUAUUUAUUAAGAGAUAAUAUUAAUUUUAAAAGUUAUAUUUAUUAUUUUGCUAUCAUUUCUAAUGGUUUGCUAAGAUUCAGUUGGAUUUUAAAAUUCACUAUACCUCAUAAAUAUAAUAAACUCACAGUUUAUGCUAUUGGUUAUUUUGAAAUGUUGAGACGUUGGCAGUGGAGCUUACUUCGGAUAGAGAAUGAACAUGUAAAUAAUUGUGGACAAUUCCGUGCUGUCAAAGAGAUUCCGUUACCAUUUGAAAAGGAAGAAACCAUACGUGAAAAAACUGGUUUACAAAAAUUGCAAGAAAUUCUUAUUCCUGAAAACAAUCUUUUUCCAACAAUUUUAUUUCACGAUAAUUCAAAAUUUGAAGAUAUUAAUGAAGAAGAAACCAAUACUAAUUUAGCUGAAAGUACAAAGGAUGAUAUGUUGACUAUUAACCGACAAAGGGAAUUAUCUUUAAUUUCUUUAGAAGGUGGAUUGAAAAAGUAUCAACAAUAA